Drosophila obscura is the source of this 1506-nucleotide messenger RNA. RefSeq names its product vesicle-trafficking protein SEC22b-B. Gene Ontology annotation, cellular component: SNARE complex; Golgi membrane; ER to Golgi transport vesicle membrane. The transcript is spliced from 5 exons. Gene Ontology annotation, biological process: vesicle fusion with Golgi apparatus; retrograde vesicle-mediated transport, Golgi to endoplasmic reticulum; endoplasmic reticulum to Golgi vesicle-mediated transport. NCBI's taxonomy places the organism in Eukaryota, Metazoa, Arthropoda, Insecta, Diptera, Drosophilidae. Bases 396 to 1031 code for a protein of 211 amino acids. The record is from RefSeq and is a predicted model, not a curated record. Gene Ontology annotation, molecular function: SNAP receptor activity.
UCUAUAGCUGACGUGUUUCAGGCCAAAAACACGAAUCGGAUUUUAGCGACCGUCCCCCUCGCCGAACCAACGUUGCAACAUAGUUUUCACAUAAACUAAAAUGCGAACAAUGCCGACCCCCCAGAGGAGACCAGUCACCGAUUAGGCCACGACACACGCAUUCGUUCAGCAGACAAGCGAGACACUGGAGCGACCACAGAAACAGGAAUAGGCACAGGUUACAGGCUGAAUGAAUUGUAGCUGGAGCUACAAACACUGCGACCAUAACAACAACGGUGCGGAGCGGGACGAGGCAGCGGCAAAGUGCAGCCGUGGCCAGAGAAAGAGCGCUAAGCUGAAGCAACAGAACGACGCGAGACCCAAGUCCACGUAGCGAAUGAGAAGGAGCCCUCAAAAUGGCGAUGCUAACAAUGAUAGCCCGAGUCAUCGAUGGCCUGCCACUGGUGGGCACCAUGCAGGAUGACGAGCAGAGCGGACGAAGCAUCUUGGACUAUCAGAAUCAGGCGAAGAUGCUCUUUCGCAAGCUGGGCACACACUCGCCGGCCAGGAGCAGCAUCGAGACGGGACCGUAUCUAUUCCACUAUCUAAUCGAGAAUGACGUUUGCUACUUGGUCAUGGUCGAUAAAAUGUAUUCCAAGCGACUGGCGUUCAACUACCUGGAGGACCUGGCCCAGGAGUUCCACACCCACUACGGGCGGAGGGUGAACUCGGUGACCCGGCCCUAUGCCUUCAUCGAGUUCGAUGUGUACAUUCAGAAGGCGAAAAGGCAGUUGACGGACCGCAGGCGCAACAUCACCAACAUUAACACACAGCUCCAGGACGUGCAGCGCAUUAUGGUGCAGAACAUCGACGACGUGCUACAACGUGGCACGGUCUUGGCGGACCUCGACACAAAGACCCAGAACCUGUCGCUGAUGUCGCAAAAAUAUAAGAAGGAUGCCAAAUUGCUCAACCGCAAGUCGCUGGUCAUGAAGGUGGCGGCUGUCGGUGUCGUUUUCUUCAUAAUUUUCCUCUACUUCUGGGUUUUGUAAUAUUCGCUAGUUCCCCCGCCCACCCCCACUCUCUGUUUGUGUUUAGUUUUAGAAUCAGUUGUCAGUUAGAUGCCGAAACUGGGGCGGCAGCAACAGCAGCGGCAGGUGGGGCGUGCUCAGUGUCGGGCAGUCUGAACGUCAAAGACGAACGGCCAAAAGACAUUUAGGCUAACACACAUACAUGUACCAGGAUCAUAUGCCACAUACAUAUACAUACAUACAUAUAUAUGCAUGCAUAAUUUAGGGGCAAUAUUUAAACUUGCAAUGGAAUCCAGCAGCUUUUUAUAACUUAAGUUCUAAAUCCUAUUUCCUCGGUCCGUAAACCCCGAAAAUUCAGCCCAAAAUCUAACCCAGCACCCCCGCAACACCCAGUCGCAGUUGCAGUCACAGUUACGGUCAUGGCCAUGGUCAUGGUUUGCACCAUAGUUUACUUGAAUAUUUUUAUUAUGAUUUGAAUUAAAUUUAGUUUGCUCGA